Messenger RNA from Ctenocephalides felis (cat flea), 1139 nucleotides. RefSeq names its product methyl-CpG-binding domain protein 4-like. The transcript is spliced from 2 exons. Gene Ontology annotation, biological process: DNA repair. Lineage: Eukaryota; Metazoa; Arthropoda; Insecta; Siphonaptera; Pulicidae. The record is from RefSeq and is a predicted model, not a curated record. Gene Ontology annotation, cellular component: nucleus. The coding region runs from base 174 to 1100 and encodes 308 amino acids. Gene Ontology annotation, molecular function: catalytic activity; DNA binding.
UGUGUGGUCGGAACAAUGAAUGUUGAGAUUUCUUUACAAUAUUGUAAUAAUAAAUCACGCGAUGGCCGAUAGUAUACAGUUUAAUGAUUAUACAGUUAUAUAAUAUAUGAAUAUAUGAAUGUCACUAAUGCACUGUCAGACUUUGGCGAAAACAAGUCGAAUAUUGUUUUAUUAUGAAUUCCAUAUCGCCGUUGAACGGAGGCGAUAAUUCGAGCAAUCCAACGCCUCUCUGGAAACCCAUUACUGUGAUCAGUAAAUAUUUCCGAGAAAAUAUAUUUCUAAUUACUGGGAACGAAAAUUUUCAAACCGAUCAAGAUAUUUACAUAGUAGCGGUUUCAAGACGCUUAUUACAUAAUUUACCAUUGAAUUUUCUUUCGAAAUCGAAUAGAUUAGAUUUCAAAAUUAGAAAAACCAAAGAACCAGCAGGACUGGACAGCUUCUCCGUCGAAUAUUUUAGGAAGUAUUUGCCAUGUUUUCAUGAUGUCAGUUUAAGUUCUAAGGAUAUUUUAAAUGAAAGCGAAGAAGAUGAUGAGGACAAUAUAGUUUCAUCACAACAUUUUUCGGAAAAAGAAACGUCCUCUUGCUGCAUUAAUUUUAAAUUGAAGAAAUGUACUGAGGAAUUUCCAUGUAUCACUCCCUUAAACCACUUUACCCCUCGCUGGGUUGCACCACGAUCUCCUCAUGCCCUUAUAGAAGAAGAAUUUUCUGAGAAUCCUUGGGCAUUAUUAGUAGCAACAAUAUUUCUAACCAAAACGACUGGACUUCAAGCAAAGCCAUUACUUUGGAAGUUUUUGCGAGAAUUUCCAGAUCCAAUUAGUGUGAUUUGGGCAGAUAUCAAUGAACUAGAAAAAUAUUUUAUCACACUGGGUCUCACAAAACGAGCAACUAUGAUACAGAAAAUGUCGAAGGAGUUUCUGCAAGGAAGGUGGCGCAAUGCUAGCGAUUUGUGCGGAAUUGGGCAAUACGGAGAAGAUGCCUACAGAAUAUUCUGCCUUGCAGAAUUGAACUUCGAACCAUGCGAUCGAUACUUGAGAUUAUAUGUGGACUGGUUGAAUCGCAGAGAUUAUGAAGUCACCGAAUCUUCCCAGAUGAUGAAUUAAUAUAAUUGUUAUUUAUUAUUUUUUGUUAUUAUUUGAUUA